Molecule: messenger RNA, 969 nt
Organism: Lytechinus variegatus (green sea urchin)
Lineage: Eukaryota; Metazoa; Echinodermata; Echinoidea; Temnopleuroida; Toxopneustidae
Exons: 2
Coding region: 7-561 (184 amino acids)
Source: RefSeq, a predicted model, not a curated record
UUCGGUAUGACUGUAGCAUUCAUCGGACUCUCAUUUUUUUCCAGGAAUCUCUUCAGUCUGCUCAUACUACUAUGCUAUCUUGAAGUGGCAUGUGCAAUCAUCGUUCUUCGGCUCUUCCACACUGGCAGUGGUAGACCAUUGCCGUCGUUGGUCAUGAGGACGGUAACCAGUCCAUAUAUCGGUUUCCUGGUCAGCGACAACGCUCGACAGCUUUUCUUGGCGCCAUGUAGCCAUCCCAAUCAAGGAGGAACCAGGUCAGGCGACAAGAGGAAUAUGGAUAACAUUCUGGAACUUACAGAUCUUGAACUCUUCAUGGACAUACCGAAAAAGCUACAUCCGACCAACUAUUGCGAAGCUAGAGACAACCGAGCCAUGCGAGCGGUAGAACCAAAUGAUAGACCAAUCGUAGAGGGCGACGUGCAGCCUAUUGCCAAACCUGAGGCAAAUAAAAUGCAUUGGCAGGAAGUUGCUAUACUCUGUGUUAAGAUUCUGUUUGGUUUGAUAUUCAUUUCCCUCCUUGUUACUUGGUGUUAUGUCAUUGUAAGUGUUUAUCUAGAAUGAGGACCAUCCACACAAUUUUGAUGUUUUCAGGUCCUUCGAGAGAAUAUGGCGUCUUGGAACAUGUGGAAUGUGGAUGGAUAGGGCAUUGAUAUUUUUUUCUUUAAAUAAAUCAUGUUUAUCAAAUGGGUAAUGGAAAACAUGGAUAAAUAGUAUUGGAAAGAGAUGUAGACCACUAAAACAGCUACGGUCAGGGUGGUGAUUAAUUUCAACAGGGGUGGCAUGGGGAGUAUAGGAGGCGCCAGGAAUAAUUCAUUGUGCGACUAUACCUUCGACCUUGGUCCGGUUCAGUAGUUUUUCACACAGUCAUUAUUAUUAUUUUUUUAAUGUACAAUAAUUCCUGUGAGCGAUGAUGGGGAGGGAAGUCAUUUAGGUGCCCCCACAAAAAAAUAAUGGGUUAUAUUUGUAGAC